Molecule: messenger RNA, 2237 nt
Organism: Anguilla rostrata (American eel)
Lineage: Eukaryota; Metazoa; Chordata; Actinopteri; Anguilliformes; Anguillidae
Product: mitochondrial pyruvate carrier 2-like
Exons: 5
Coding region: 274-651 (125 amino acids)
Biological process (GO): pyruvate import into mitochondria
Cellular component (GO): mitochondrial inner membrane
Molecular function (GO): pyruvate transmembrane transporter activity
Source: RefSeq, a predicted model, not a curated record
GGCAACUCACUAUCAGUUUGUACACAAACGCAUCGAUUCAGUUUUAGCUGUAGACAGAGGAAAGCGCAGGGGACAAAGGGUCGACAUCAGGACCCGACGAGUGGAGAAAGCGACCAUAAUAAAAUUCUCCUGUCUAGCUGUCCUUACAAUAAAAUAUUUUGCGCUUUAGAUUACGUUUUACUGAUCCAGUAGUGUUAGCCUAGUUUAACAAGAUACCGGUCAUAUUGGUUAUCUCUCUGUUCAUAGCAACAUUUUGUCAAUCGACUGGCAGGCAUGGCUUCGAUUGGACUGAGAGCUUCGUAUCACAGGAUCCUGGAUAAAAUCGAACAUAUGUUACCGGCUAAACUGAGGCCUUUUUACUGUCAUCCAGCAGGACCCAAGACAGUUUUUUUCUGGGCACCCAUAUUUAAGUGGGGCUUGGUUCUGGCGGGUUUGGCGGACAUGACCCGGCCCGCGGAGAAGCUUAGCCCCUCCCAGUCAGCAGUACUGACGGCCACAGGUCUGAUCUGGUCCAGGUACUCCUUGGUGAUCAUCCCGAAGAACUGGAACCUCUUUGCUGUCAACUUCUUUGUUGGUGCUGCAGGCAGUUCUCAACUCUUCAGGAUAUGGAGGUACAAUCAGGAGCAGAAGGAGAAGACAACACAGACAUAAGCUGCUCCCUUAUUGGUCCAGUUCUGUGGACUCAGUGCAACCCCACACCACUGGGUGUCACACCUACCGCCCCACAAUAUCAUUCUAUCCUGCAACAGAGGAAAUGAAAUGUCUUUUUUUUCCUUAAGGAAAAAGUCUGUGCCACACUUGAGAAUGGCGCAGUCACUGACGCACACUAAUUAUUUAAAGAGUUAACAAUAGUAACUGAAGUGUUUUAUCUCACAGUUUAUUUUGUAUGUCAAUGGUUCGUUAUUGAUUUAGCUUCAAAUGUUUGCACUUAUUUUUCAUGUAGCAGGAAUGUGGUAUUUCCCAAUUUGAGGGUUCUUCAUGCAGUACGGUUAGCUUCCUUGAAGUGAAAUUCCUGGUUUGAAUUGAAUAGCGUGAAAAAAGUGUAGUCUCCCAGUAUAAUUUAAAAUGUUUUUCUUCUUUAUUUAUUUAUAUUAUUUGUGUAAUAAUGAAUCAUUUAUAGAGUGAUGGCAUUAGGUGUAAUGAAAGUGUGAUACAGAUUAAUUCCCACAUCAGCGUUUUAAGACCUUCAUCAGUUUUUCAUUUCAUGGAGCUGUUAGAAAUGUAGUGAUUACAUGGCUGCCUAUUUUGUAAUUUACAUAUAAUCCUUCAUUAUUUUUUUGUGACUAGUUUGCAAGCAAUUGUGAUGGUACAUGGCUAAAACACUGUCAUUGUAACAGUGUAUUGUUUUCUUAUUUAUUAUCUGUUUUGUUUAUACAUUUUAGUUUUAACAUUCAUAAUUACAGAUUAAUACAGUUCAGUCAGUUCCUUGCCAAUGUGGUUACUGAACAGCUGAAAUAGAAAUUGAAUUAGUGACUUAAAACCUCACUUACCUGUCAUCUGCUUGCUAACCACAGCUAAGGUCAAUUUAAUAGUAGUAUAUUUCUAGUAUCAAGUUACAUGACAUGGGUAUGAGUAAUAUUCGACUGGAGAAUUCAACUGUUUUGGAACAAGCCUUCAAUUAUGUUUUUUUAUUACACACAGUUGUGUACAUUUUACUGUAAAUCCCUAUACUGUUAAUGAAAUUAGUACAGUAAUGUUGGAAUAAGCUUUAUCAGAAUUGUUUCACAUUCAUAGUCUGUUGAACCAUAUGGUUAUGAAAAUGUAUAAUUGUGGUUAUGAUUACUAGUAGUGCAGUCCUAGGGGCUGUGGAAAAUAUAAGAACCAGAGAACUAACACCUGAAAUAAGCUUAUGAAGGCAUUUCCUUUCAUACACUGAAUAUACCCAGAAGAAAUUGCCUUUUGAGUUUGUAUGUUGAGAGAUUAUGACUGUUAUUGGUUAGUGCGUACUGCAAUAACAUGCAAUAAGUAACUCAUUUUUAAAUGGGUGCACUGAUUCAAAGCUGUGAGUCCAAUAACAUUCAGGCAAAGCUGACAGCAAUAAGACCAACCAGACAUGAACUUCUUUCAUAUUUACCACAUUAAUGAUGUGCAGCAAUUUAAGCAGAUACACCCAGAUAUGGGCUUAGUCUGCCAACAAUACCAUUUUAUGUAUUGUAUAUAACAGAUAAAUAACUAUAUACAUUCAGUAUCACAUCCAUGUCUUUCUAACGAUUCAAUAAAGCUGAAAUUAUAUGUAA